Periophthalmus magnuspinnatus is the source of this 2271-nucleotide messenger RNA. It is a transcript of the gene thop1, whose product is annotated as thimet oligopeptidase 1. Bases 66 to 2117 code for a protein of 683 amino acids. Gene Ontology annotation, biological process: peptide metabolic process; proteolysis. The record is from RefSeq and is a predicted model, not a curated record. NCBI's taxonomy places the organism in Eukaryota, Metazoa, Chordata, Actinopteri, Gobiiformes, Gobiidae. Gene Ontology annotation, molecular function: metalloendopeptidase activity. The transcript has 14 exons. Gene Ontology annotation, cellular component: mitochondrial intermembrane space.
GCGUCCUGUAGUCCUCAGAUCACUGUCAGCGCACGGACCGAGCAAAGCUUCAUUCAGACGCAGCGAUGGGGCCGACAGGAGAGAUGGACCUCAGCUCUUCGGGGCCUGUGAUUUCUCAGAAUCGUCUCCGUUGGGACCUGAGCCCGGAGCAGAUCCUGGAACUGUCCGAAAAGCUGAUCUCGGACACGAAGCGCGUGUACGACGCCGUGGGAGCCCUCGACCUCGACACUGUGUCCUUUAGCAACACACUCAAGGCUCUGGCCGACGUGGAGGUGGAGUACACAGUCCAGAGGAACAUCCUGGACUUCCCUCAGCACGUGUCUCCGUGUAAAGACGUGAGGAGCGCCAGCACCGACGCCGACAAACGCCUCUCCGAGUUCGACGUGGAGAUGAGCAUGAGAGAAGACGUUUACCAAAGGAUCGUCGCCCUGCAGAAAAAGGUGGACGCUGAGACCCUGAGUCCAGAGUCCAGACGCUUCAUGGAGCGACUGAUCAAACUGGGGAAGAGGAACGGGCUGCACCUGCCCAAAGACACACAGGAGGAGAUAAAAAACAUCAAGAAGAAGCUGAGCAACCUGAGCAUCGACUUCAACAAGAACCUGAACGAGGACACGACCAGCCUCAGCUUCAGCCUCCAGGAGCUCGGUGGACUCCCUGAGGACUUCCUGAGCUCUCUGGACAAAGACGGAGACAAACUCAAAGUCACACUGAAGUAUCCUCAUUAUUUCCCCACCAUGAAGAAAUGUCACGUCCCAGAGACACGACAGAGACUCGAGGAGGCCUUCAACUCACGCUGCAAACAGGAGAACUCUGAGAUCCUGAAGGAGCUGGUGACUCUUCGCGCUCAGAAAUGUUCGCUCCUCGGGUUUAAGACUCACGCGGACUUUGUGCUGGAGAUGAACAUGGCCAAGAGCGCGCACAAGGUCGCCUCUUUCCUCGAGGAGCUGUCCUGUAAACUGCGCCCCCUGGGGGUGGAGGAGAGGGACGUUCUGCUCAACCUGAAGAAGAAAGAGUGUGAGAAGAGACAGCUGCCGUUUGACGGACAGCUCCACGCCUGGGACACCAGAUACUUCAUGACACAGGUGGAGGAGACCCAGUACGCUGUGGACCAGAACCAGCUGAAGGAGUACUUCCCGAUGGAGGUGGUGACUCAGGGGCUGUUGGACAUUUAUCAGGAGCUGUUGGGGCUGUCGUUCGAGCGGGUGGCGAACGCGUCCGUGUGGCACCCGGACGUCACUCUGUACCACGUGAGCGACCGGAGCAGCGGGCACACCGUGGGACAGUUCUACCUCGACCUGUAUCCACGAGAGGGUAAGUACGGGCACGCCGCGUGCUUCGGCCUGCAGCCCGGGUGCCUGUUGCCCGACGGCUCCAGGCAGAUGUCUGUGGCGGCGAUGGUGGCCAACUUCAGCAAACCCACGGCCGACGCUCCAGCUCUGCUCCAGCACGACGAGGUGGAGACCUACUUCCACGAGUUUGGACACGUCAUGCACCAGCUCUGUGCCCAGGCGGACUAUGCCAUGUUCAGUGGGACUCAUGUGGAGAGGGACUUUGUGGAAGCUCCGUCUCAGAUGUUGGAAAACUGGGUUUGGGAAAAGGAGCCUCUGCAGAGAAUGUCCAAACAUUAUAAAACCGGAGCGCCGAUCCCAGACGAGCUGCUCGACAAGCUCAUCAAGUCCAGACUCGCCAACACCGGCCUGUUUAACCUGCGUCAGAUCGUUCUGGCCAAAGUGGACCAGGCUCUGCACACGAGGAGCGGCCUGGACCCGGCGGAGGAGUACCAGAGGCUGUGUGUGGAGGUGCUGGGGAUCCCCUCCUCUCCAGGCACCAACAUGCCCGCCACGUUCGGACACUUGGCCGGAGGAUACGACGCUCAGUACUACGGGUAUCUGUGGAGCGAGGUGUUUUCUAUGGACAUGUUCUACGCCCGCUUCAAACAGGAGGGCAUCAUGAACCCCAAGGUGGGUCUGGACUACCGUCGGUUCAUCUUGGGCCCUGGAGGUUCUCAGGACGCGUCUGAGAUGUUGAGGAAGUUCCUCGGGAGAGAACCUAAACAAGAGGCCUUCCUCCUGAGCAAAGGAUUAACUGUACCUGAGAACACGCCCACUCCCUGCUGACCAAUCACAGAGCAACACUCACGACCUGCAGCCAAUCACAGCGCGGCCCUGUCCCCGCUGACCAAUCACGGCGCAUUUCUAUGGACUCAGUUUUUCUUAAGUGUUCUGUAGAGUUUGGGUUUUACUGAAAAAUAAACAACAAUUUGCGGUUAAA